Racocetra persica is the source of this 1005-nucleotide messenger RNA. NCBI's taxonomy places the organism in Eukaryota, Fungi, Glomeromycota, Glomeromycetes, Diversisporales, Gigasporaceae. The record is from the annotation of a GenBank genome assembly.
AUGAUAACUAACGCCGCCCCCACCGAGACCCUCUUUCCGGAUUUUUUCUCCCUUAAUCCCAAAGUUCGACGGAAAAAUAGUCCGAGUACUCGGUCUGGAGAUCGGCAUAAGAAAACUAGUAAAACUCGUUACCGGGAAAAAGUCCUAAUUCAGGAAUUAGAAACUCUGGGUUUCGUAUGCAAGAGAAACCAACAGUUUACGCAGGGUCAAUACUUAUUGGCUCAUUUGAUUAUGAGGCAAAGGCGAAGACUAGAACAAUUACUGGCUGGCCAACCCCGUUUAAUUAGACGAUUUCUAGCCGAGAUUAAAGCAAGUUUUCAGGCCCUUCGAGUUUACGACCGGCCCGACGAACCCGGACGAAGAAGUUUAGCUUGUUUAGCUUUCACUCAUCCCGUAGUUUUGUCUAAGGUGCAAGGCUGCAUCCUGGAUUUUGACCCUAAUAAAAAAUUGGCUAAUGGGGAAUACAAACUUCCCUCGGAAAAAUUACGCCAAGAAUUAACGGUCUUGGUUCGGAAAUAUCAUAUUCCGGCUUAUUGGCAAACCCCUACCCCUGGCAAUUCUCAUAUUCCUUGGCCAAAAAAGACCCACGAAGCGAAAGGAUUUAAAAUUUAUCAUCCCGCUUCGGGGUAUUCCGUGGGUGAUGGGUUAGGACCGGGAAGAGUAGAAGCUAGUGAAAAAGUUUUAAACACCAUCUUUCUUUCCCGCUCGAAAAAUUCCGUGGUAAAGACUGCUAAAAAUUAUCCUAAACCUAACCACCCGAAGCAAAAUCCUCUAGUUAUCAAGCCCGGAGAAAGAAAACAAGUAAGAGCCAAAAUUGUAGACUUAAUUGCCGACUUUCGAGCGAUGAAAAACGGAACUACUUAUCACAAGGUUCGUUUCUGUUUAGAUAAGCAAGUUGGAGAUUGUUUUCUUUCUUAUCACCGGGAACAGUGUCUUGGUCCUCUCCAAUCCCAAUUGGAUAAAUAUUGUGAUUUAACCUUACGCGGCGGCCAGAGUUUAACUUGA